Stereum hirsutum FP-91666 SS1 is the source of this 688-nucleotide messenger RNA. RefSeq lists its product as uncharacterized. The coding region runs from base 347 to 583 and encodes 78 amino acids. NCBI's taxonomy places the organism in Eukaryota, Fungi, Basidiomycota, Agaricomycetes, Russulales, Stereaceae. The transcript has 2 exons. The record is from RefSeq and is a predicted model, not a curated record.
AUUAAAUCGCAUGCAAUUUGAGGUACAGCAAUUGGUAAUGCAACCGUAUAUAUGGAAAGCCAACUAUGGACGGCUAUCCUGACAGGGCUGGAUAACGCUCACUUGUCUCCCAUUCCUCACGUCGGUUCUUGCCUCGAAGUGAGCGUCGCGACGCCCGCGCUCAAUAUCUUCACCCCUAGCGGAUGCACAGGGGCCCAUAUCGGCAGUCGACGUACUAUACCCACGAUGGAGGGGAAUUCAUGACCGUGCUUCCAGUAAGUCCACCCAGAGCAGCGAAAUAGCACUGUCGACUGACAUGACCGCAUAGCCCAUGUCGACGCAGGAAGAUCUUCUCCAACAGCGAACAAUGACGAGCAGACAUUCAAGACAGAUCAAUUUUGGAUACCCACCGGAAAGACAUCAAAGCUACUGGAAUGAUGAAGUAGAGGUUGAGACGCGUCGUAGUCGUCUUGGACGGAAGCUUUCAGUACGUAAUUACCAUAGCCCACAACGACCGUCCCUUGACUGUUCUAGGGAAGAACAGAAAUUCGCGAAAACUGUACGACGCAAGCUGAAGAAGUUGGCAGAAAAGGUUACGGGCUGACCGUCAAGUUUGAUGUCGCUAGGCAGUAUGCAAUGAACACGACCACCGAUGACCGUUCCUACCUGUUGCUCACUCGGCAGCGCCCUAUGCAUAGAUACGAACGAC